AUGUCCGCAGGUUCCAUGCCGACUCUGGUUGAGGCAACGGCGCUUGCCACACUGCCAGAGCAGCCCACGUGCGUGACCCCGAUGGAGUUUACGUGCUGCACUUGCCGCCAGAAGAAGCCUUGGGAUCAGAGGUCGAACGUCAGGGGCGAGAACCCCAUCACUGAGAUCUCCCAGCAGCUCAGGUGCAAGCCUUGCGCGGCCUUCAAGAAGCGCGUCGAGCGCAUCACCAGCAACAACGAGAGCCUCCAGACCGUCUUGACCGACAUGGGCGAAGCUGACAGGGUGACCUUCUUCCAAGAGAACAACGGCUUGAUGGGCGACGACCUCAAGAAGAAGCUCCAAGCGUCCGCCAUGAUGCUCAUGGUCAAGAAGUCGUCAAUGGAGUUCAAGGCUGAUGGUGGCUUCGUGAAGGUGCGCGACUUGUGGGAUGACGUCAAGAGUGGGAAGCGCAAGAAGGCGGACGUGGAGAUACUGAUCACCCACAGUCACGGCUUCUUCUCGCCCGAGUACCAGUGCGAUAUGGUGUGGGAGCCCCGUUACAACAUGAGCAUGUCGCAGGGUUCGAGCUCGCAGAACGAGAAGAGGAUCUCGAUGGCCACCGAGACUUUUACGAAGAAGGCCAAGCGCAUCAAGGCCGAGGCUCCCGACGCAGAGGCUGCACCUCGCGUGAAGCCCCAGAAAUCGACCGCCCCUGUCAUAGGCAGGGGGCAGAAGAACGAGCUCACCAAGGCCUCGCCGAAGCUCGGCGAGAUGGCGGUCAAGAUGGCGGCCGCCGUCCUCGAGGCAAAGGCAGAGGGCCUCGUGGCCAAGAAGGCUCUCGAUAAGGCGGAUGCCGCCAGCAAGGAGCUGGACCAGACGAAGCAGCGCGUCGACGAGCUGCUCACCGCGGGCGUGGGUGAGAAGACGGAGGUGGCGCAGUGCCUUACCAAGGCGAAGCAGCUGCUGACGGAGUCCACGAAGCUGCAUGCGAAGAUCAUGUCGGACCUGGAGGAGUUGCAGCCCGAUGAGCAGGGUGAUGAGAGCUGA
Messenger RNA from Prorocentrum cordatum, 1026 nucleotides. Lineage: Eukaryota; Dinophyceae; Prorocentrales; Prorocentraceae. The record is from the annotation of a GenBank genome assembly.